Messenger RNA from Leptinotarsa decemlineata (Colorado potato beetle), 1321 nucleotides. Its product is annotated as kelch-like protein 26. The record is from RefSeq and is a predicted model, not a curated record. NCBI's taxonomy places the organism in Eukaryota, Metazoa, Arthropoda, Insecta, Coleoptera, Chrysomelidae. Gene Ontology annotation, molecular function: protein binding.
CUGAGACAUACUCUUUGUAUCAACUGAGAGUCAAAGUAUACCGUUUCAUGAGUGGACAUCUAUUAGAAUUCUCAAGGAGUGCAGAGUUUUAUAGAAUGGCACCUCAGCAGUUGGAAAAUUUAUUGGCAUACGAUUUUCCAGUUGACUGUUCUGAAGAUGAUGUACUGAGGAUAGUUCUUGAUUGGUUCUUCCAGGUUGACACCAAUGAGUUAGAUGUUCGGCUUUCCUAUGCUUUUCGAAUCAUCAGAUACAUCCAUUUUAAAGAGAUCUCAGCUCGAAAACUAGACAGCAUCAUACAAAAUGUCUUCACAGAUCGGAAGUAUGAGUGGCAGUUAUACAAAAUAAUGUUACAAGAGGCACGGCAGCAAUAUACGAAAGAUACAGAUCAACUAAUGGACUCCUAUUUAUUGAAUUCCCGAGGAAUGGAGAUGGCAGUUUUGAAGAUUGGAGGAUUUGGGGUAGGUGGAGUUACCAACGAGAUUACCUACUGUUUUUCUACGGAAAGAAAAUGGAAACAUUUGACGUCCAUUCCUCAUGUGGAGCAGUGUAAUUUUGGAACGGCGGUUCUGAAUAAUGAGUUGUUUAUUGUAGGGGGUUGUUUCAAUCAGAGUUUGCAGGAGAACAUUCAUCCAUUUGGAUUCAAAUUUAGCCCUAGAUAUAACAAAUGGUCAACACUAGCACCAAUGAAAAUAGAGAGAUGUCGCUUCAGCCUCAAUGUUCUUGGAAAAAUGUUGUAUGCAGUUGGAGGAGUAAGUGAAUCAGAUGAAUUCGAUACAAGCACUUGUGAACGAUACAACCCAGUGAUGGAUGCCUGGUUUAUGAUUCAACCACUUCCAGUUUAUCUAACGCAGCAUGCAGGGGCAAGUUAUGAAAAUGGAUUCGAAUGCAGUUUGUAUAUAAGCGGUGGAAUAGAUAGAGAUAUUGUUCAGAGCUCAAUGUAUUGUUAUGAUGCCAAGUCAGAACAGUGGAAAGUUUGUUCGCCCAUGCUGAAGCCGAGGGCAGACCAUGUUAUGCUAAACAUUGGAAAGAGUUUGUAUAUUUGUGGAGGAUGGACAGAAGAUGAGGAAACUUUAGCUAGGUCCCUUGUAGAUACAAUUGAUGUAUAUAAUGUUGAGAAAGAAUGUUGGGAGGUGAGAUGUGAAAAAACCGUUCUCCCCCAAAAAUUAAUUGAUGAUAAGUAUCCCCAGGAUAUUUGGGAACAUACCUGCGCCACAUUAUACAUCCCAAAAUGUCGAGAUGACAUGGAGGUUAUACCUAAAACGGAGAGUCCCCUGUAAUUUAUGUAUACUUUAUAUUGAAAAUAAAUAUUUAUUUUUGAUUA